ACACCCCACCAACCAAACUCCAUCCAUACGAAAGCAGCAUCGGAUUAUUCAAAUCGCCUCCUUCAUCUCUCUCUCUCUCUCUCUCUCUCUCUCUCUCUCUCUCGCGUGUUUCUUUCUCCCUGUUCGUUCAAAAAACUGAAGCAAUUUUCAUUUAUCAAUGGAAACUCCUCCGACGGAAUUCAUCUUCCGGUCCAAGCUCCCCGACAUUUACAUCCCCACCCACCUUCCACUACACACUUACGUCUUCGAGAACCUAUCGCUCGUCAAAGAUCGACCCUGCCUCAUCAACGGCGACACCGGCGAGUCCUUUACCUAUGCCGAGGUGGAGCUCACCUCCCGCCGUGUCGCCGCUGGCCUCAGCAAACUCGGCAUCGGACAUGGCGACGUCAUCAUGCUGGUGCUCCGUAACUGUCCCCAAUUCGCUCUGGCCUUCCUGGGAGCUUCCUUUGCCGGUGCAGCGGUGACCACGGCAAACCCCUUAUUCACUACGGCCGAGCUGGCAAAACAAGCCACCGCGUCCAAGUCGAAGCUGAUCAUAACCCAAGCGGCUUUCGUUGAGAAAAUCAAGGAUUUCGCGGAAACAAAUGGCGUUUCACUGAUGUGCAUUGAUUCUACUUUACCGGAAAAGGAAGGUAUUUCACAUUUUGCUCUACUCACCCAAGCCGACGAAGCUGAUAUACCAGCCGUCAAGAUCAGCCCGGACGACGUCGUGGCGCUUCCUUAUUCUUCUGGCACCUCCGGCGUCCCAAAGGGCGUGAUGCUUACUCACAAGAAUCUGGUAACCUCAGUGGCCCAGCUCGUCGACGGUGAAAAUCCGAACCAGUACACCACCAGCGACGACGUGCAUAUCUGCGUUCUUCCAAUGUUCCAUAUCUACGCGCUCAACUCCAUUUUACUCUGCUGUAUCCGAGCCGGAGCAGCCGUUCUGACCGUGAGCAAGUACGAGAUCACCACGGUGUUGAAGAUGAUCGAGACAUAUAAGGUGACGAUGGCGUCGUUCGUGCCUCCCAUCUUACUGAACAUCGUGAAGAGCGAGGAAGUCAAUCGGUACGACCUGUCGUCUAUAAGGAUGAUAGUCACCGGAGCUGCGCCGGUGAGCGUGGAGCUGGAACAAGCCCUGAGGACUAAGCUCCCACAUGCCAUACUUGGACAGGGAUAUGGGAUGACGGAGGGAGGACCUCUAUCGAUAAGCCUGUCGUUUGCGAAGGAGCCGGUGGAGAUGAAAUCAGGUGCGUGCGGGAGCGUGAUAAGAAACGCGGAGAUGAAGAUCGUGGACAUUGAAACCGGAGCUUCGCUACCAAGAAACAGAGCAGGUGAAAUCUGCAUUAGAGGCAAUCAAGUUAUGAAAGGGUACCUAAACGACCCGGAGGCGACGAAAACGACGGUAGACAAACAAGGAUGGCUGCACACAGGAGACAUCGGAUAUGUAGACGACGACGAUCAGGUGUUCGUUGUGGACCGUCUGAAGGAGAUUAUCAAAUACAAAGGCUUCCAGGUGGCUCCUGCUGAGCUGGAGGCUCUCCUCAUCUCUCAUCCUCUCAUCUCUGAUGCUGCCGUUGUCCCGAUGAAAGAUGAGGCUGCGGGAGAGCUUCCAGUGGCAUUUGUGGUCAGAUCAAAUGGUCCUAAGAUCUCUGAGGAUGACAUCAAGCAUUUCAUUUCACAACAGGUGGUGUACUACAAGAGAAUCCAUAAGGUUAUUUUUACAGACACUAUUCCUAAAGCAGCCUCUGGCAAAAUCUUGCGUAAGGAUUUGAAAGCAAAGCUUGCAUCAGGUUUGGGCAAUUAAGUGAUUAAUUAGCCUAAUCCACCUGCAAAUUAAAUAAGUAUUAAAGCAAAUUAAGCAAUGUGUGUGUAUGAAUUUUAUUUUCAUAUAUUAAUUAUCAUAGUGGUUCUUUCACACACACAUGUUUUCUGUUUUCUUUUGCUUUUGUAUAUGAGUUCGUUUCUAUAAAUGCAAUUGGAUCAUGUAUUUUGUAAGUACUUCAAAUUAUUAAA
Messenger RNA from Prosopis cineraria, 1995 nucleotides. Its product is annotated as 4-coumarate--CoA ligase CCL1-like. The record is from RefSeq and is a predicted model, not a curated record. Gene Ontology annotation, molecular function: CoA-ligase activity. The transcript has 5 exons. NCBI's taxonomy places the organism in Eukaryota, Viridiplantae, Streptophyta, Magnoliopsida, Fabales, Fabaceae. Bases 158 to 1786 code for a protein of 542 amino acids.